UUAUUGACAAGUUUUAAUUGAUUUAAAAUUUGUUAAAAUAUAAAUCUGUUAAACUCGGUAGUGAAGUAACUAAUUUCAAAUAUUUAAAAGUUGGUAAUAACGUAAGGAUUAUGUGGAAGUGUGUUGUACAAGAGUUGUAACAGAGAUGGGCGAGCGCAAGUAAUCGUCUUUGUUAUUCGAGAGUUCUGCCAAAAUUGUCAUCUCUACGAACCAAACCUUGGGGGGCAACUGUCAAAUGAUUUUAGUAAAGAGUACUACUAACUGCAACUGACGAACGAAUUAAGAAAACGAAAAUAAUAUCAUCAUGUCUGACUUAAGGCAACGUAAACGUUUACAGAAAAAAGAAUCUUCAACUGAAGAUGAAUUUGAAUAUGAAGACACAAUGACUAAACCACAUGCUGUGCCAAUAGUUUUAGCAGGUGAGGACCAUUCGUUCAAGCUGGACGAAGAGGCUCUCAAGAAAGUGUUAAUGCGAGAUGAGCUUAAAGAUCGAUACGUAGUGGUAGUUUCCGUGGCUGGUGCAUUUAGACACGGCAAAUCAUUUCUCUUAGAUUUCUUUUUGCGAUAUAUGAAUGCUAAGUAUGUCCUUAAACAAAAUACAUCGGAGUGGAUAGGUUCGGAAGAUGCCCCGCUCGAAGGAUUCUCUUGGAAGGGAGGAUCAGAUCGGGAUACGACGGGAAUACUGAUGUGGUCUGAAGUUUUUCUAACAGAACUUAUCACGGGCGAAAAGGUUGCUGUGGUGCUACUCGACACUCAGGGUACUUGGGACAGCAAAAGUACAGUCAAAGAAUGUGCCACAAUAUUCGCAUUAAGUACAAUGUUAAGUUCCGUUCAAAUCUACAAUUUAUCCAGCAAUAUACAGGAGGAUGACCUUCAACACUUGCAGCUUUUCACCGAAUACGGCCGACUCGCCCUGGCCGAUUCCGGAAAGGUCCCCUUCCAGAGGCUACAGUUCCUCGUGAGGGACUGGCGGUUCCCGUAUGAGGCGCCCUAUGGGGCCGUCGGCGGCCAGCAGAUCUUAGAGAAGCGCCUGGAGGUGAACGACCACCAACACACGGAGCUCCAGUCUCUCAGGAAGCACAUAAGGUCUUGCUUUACGGAGAUAGCUUGUUUCCUGAUGCCCCAUCCUGGCAUCAAAGUAGCCACCAGUCCGACUUUCGACGGGAGAUUGGGGGAAAUCGAUUCUGAAUUCAAGGAUAACCUGAAGAUACUGGUGCCUAUGUUGUUGGCCCCUGAAAACUUGGUCCUGAAAAGGAUAAACGGAGAGAAGGUGAAAGUCAGGGAUUUCGUGCAAUAUUUUAAGUCCUACAUGCAGAUUUAUGAGGGCAACGAGUUGCCUGAACCGAAGUCUAUGCUUGUGGCAACCGCGGAAGCGAAUAACCUGGCGGCCGUCGCCGACGCCAAGGACGUGUACGUCACCAUGAUGGAGGAGAUCUGCGGGGGCGCCAAACCCUAUCUCAAGACUGAAGCGAUCGAUAACGAGCACCGCAAGGUCAAGGAUAAGGCCAUCCAGCAGUUCGACAACAAGAAAAAAAUGGGCGGCGAGGAGUUCAGUCAGACAUACAGGGAACAGCUGGAAAAGGAUAUCGAGGAGACGUUCGCACAAUUCAAGGCGCACAAUGAGAGCAAGAACAUAUUCAAAUCGGCCAGGACACCGGCCGUGUUCUUCGCCCUGGCCGUACUGUUCUACAUCACUUCCGGUAUAUUCGGAUUCAUCGGCAUCUACUCGUUAGCGAAUAUCUGCAACGUGGGCAUGGCGUUGGCUUUCGUCACUUUGGGAACGUGGUCCUACGUCAGGUACAGCGGGGAAAUGCGCGAAGUCGGAUCUUACAUAGACGAGACGGCGAACUUCAUUUGGGAGAACUUAAUGAAGACCGUAGUACAAGGCUUCGUCGAAACCGGUAUGCAGCAAAUGGCUGCCGAAGUAGCUGAGAGGACGGUGGUGAACGCGACCAAAAUGGCGGUGAACGGCAAAAAAAUUGCGUGAUAUGCUAAGGUCGUCUAGUCUGCCAUAAUCUAAUGCAUAAAUUCCCUAAUGGCUAGUACUAUGUUACAUAUAUCUCCGGUAAAUUGUCUAAAAAAUUUUUUAAUGUAUAUUGUAUAGAUUGGAUUGUUAAGUCUUGCCAACGUUCAUUUUUUAAAUGUUGUACAGAUUUGUAUAUAUAUGUAACAUCAUUUAUUAUAUUAUGUGAUAUCUUGGCAAUGUUGGUAUUAUAUUAGGACUUUUAUUUAUUUUUUACACUUCCUUUUUAAUGUACUUCUUAUAUUUAUUAAUCUGUGCGGAUCAUGACAAAAAAAAACAAACUUAAUAAAGAAAAAAUGCAUUUAAUACGGCUUGUAAUAAUUUUAGGUAUACCUACUACUAACGUACGACUAACGUGUAUUUAGGUCACUUUUAACGUAGUAUUAAAUCAAACUAGGGCUUGCAUAUAGCUUUAGCUGGAUUGUGUGAUUUUACAUAAUUUGUUUGUUUACUUUACGAAUAAUUUUCUCAAAUGGAACAUCGGUUUAAAAAUUGUUGUUGGUCACGUGUAAAUUAUUUUUUAAAUUCAGUUUGUGUGCAAGGUGGUGAUUUCGAUGUGGUUCAGGAGGUUCAUUGUAUUCCCCAAGCAGAUAGACAAAAAGUAGUUCAAACGUCUCAGACUUGAAUUUCGAGAAAAAUUGAAUAAUGAAAAAUCCACCUCGAUAUCUUAAUUUUUUUGUAAAAGAUGCAAAUAUUGCUUUUUUUAUUUUUGCUUUUUAGUGAAAGAAAUAGCUUUUAAUUGUGAAAAACUU
Molecule: messenger RNA, 2775 nt
Organism: Anoplophora glabripennis (Asian longhorned beetle)
Lineage: Eukaryota; Metazoa; Arthropoda; Insecta; Coleoptera; Cerambycidae
Product: atlastin
Exons: 10
Coding region: 305-1987 (560 amino acids)
Biological process (GO): endoplasmic reticulum organization; protein homooligomerization
Molecular function (GO): GTP binding; GTPase activity
Source: RefSeq, a predicted model, not a curated record